Molecule: messenger RNA, 483 nt
Organism: Hirsutella rhossiliensis
Lineage: Eukaryota; Fungi; Ascomycota; Sordariomycetes; Hypocreales; Ophiocordycipitaceae
Exons: 2
Coding region: 1-483 (160 amino acids)
Source: RefSeq, a predicted model, not a curated record
AUGUCUGUACAUGUUGAAUGGGCAUGCAGCACGCCGAACGGUGGCCUCGCAACCGCCAUGGAGCGGCUGGCCCGCCAAAUCGCCGAAGAAGGUGAAUACUAUGAAGUCGCCAUCUUGAGCACUCCAAAGACGGCAUCGGGCGGAAGAUCGGCGAAGCCCCAUUUUAAGGUCCGGCUGCUUGGCACGAAUAACAGAAGUGAGGUAACCCACGAGCACCUCAUCAAGAUUGAACACCGAAGCGCGACGGGACAUUCGUCGCGAUAUGUAACCAACCGGCAAGCUAGAGGUCCGGGCUACUCGUAUGAGACAUUAGUUGCAACCAAUGGGCCACCUACUGGCUGCCCUAAAAGGCGUCGCCUUCAGAGAGAGGCAGAGGCGGCGGCUGGCGUCCCAGAUGGAUGGUAUCCCGACCCACAGGCGGCGUAUUCCGGAAAGGCUGAGCGGUAUUUUGCAAAUGGCCAGUGGACCGAGCACACACGUUGA